This is a messenger RNA of Ipomoea nil (Japanese morning glory), 911 nucleotides long. RefSeq names its product peroxisomal membrane protein PMP22-like. NCBI's taxonomy places the organism in Eukaryota, Viridiplantae, Streptophyta, Magnoliopsida, Solanales, Convolvulaceae. Gene Ontology annotation, cellular component: membrane; cytoplasm. The record is from RefSeq and is a predicted model, not a curated record. The transcript has 7 exons. Bases 124 to 681 code for a protein of 185 amino acids.
UACAAGACUCCAUGAAAUUUCAACAUAUAUGGAAGCCAUGUGUAAAGCGCUUCACACUCAGCGUCUCAGUAACUGACCAGCGCGAGGGAAAGAAAGAAAGAUUCCCUCUUUUCUUGGAGAGAAAUGGGGUCAAUAGCGAAGAGAGGCUUGCAGCAGUACCUGCUACAGCUCCAGCAACAUCCUCUCAGAACAAAGGCAAUAACUGCUGGAGUGCUGUCAGCAAUCAGUGAUAUAGUGGCCCAGAAGAUCACUGGCAUUCAGAAGCUUCAAAUCAAACGUUUGAUUCUCAAAGUGGUUUUUGGUUUUGCACAUCUUGGACCAUUUGGGCAUUUUCUUCAUAUAUUGCUGGACAAAAUUUUCAAGGGCAAAAAGGAUACUAAAACGGUUGCUAAGAAGGUGGUGCUGGAACAAGUGACAUCGUCCCCUUGGAACAACUUGCUUUUCAUGCUAUACUACGGGUUAGUUAUCGAGGGAAGACCGUGGGUCCAAGUGAAAUCUAACAUUGCAAGAGAGUAUCCGAAAGUCCAGUAUACAGCAUGGACGUUCUGGCCGGUCGUGGGAUGGGUGAACCACCAGUACAUACCACUCCAGUUCCGAGUUAUCUUUCAUAGCGUCAUUGCCUGCGGUUGGGGGAUAUUUUUGAACCUGCGUGCGAGGACAAUGGCAAUCAAGAAAGCUUAAGCGUACCCGAGAAAAGCACACCUGGCUACCCGUCUCCUAUAUAUGUAAGUUCAGUAGCAUUGGAUAUCGUCGUAGCGUGUGAUCUGUUGCUAGCGAUAACAUUUGUACUAUACGCGUUAUAUGUUACAUAUCUAUUCGGUUUGAUGGUAGUGAAAACAUUGUAUUUGAUGAGAUUAUGGUUAAAUGAUUCAUGCUUUUCAGUUGAAAUGAAAUCCUUUAUUAUGGCCUAA